Messenger RNA from Andrographis paniculata, 1628 nucleotides. RefSeq names its product protein SAR DEFICIENT 1. NCBI's taxonomy places the organism in Eukaryota, Viridiplantae, Streptophyta, Magnoliopsida, Lamiales, Acanthaceae. The coding region runs from base 128 to 1447 and encodes 439 amino acids. Gene Ontology annotation, cellular component: nucleus. Gene Ontology annotation, biological process: regulation of salicylic acid biosynthetic process. Gene Ontology annotation, molecular function: sequence-specific DNA binding; DNA-binding transcription factor activity; calmodulin binding. The transcript is spliced from 7 exons. The record is from RefSeq and is a predicted model, not a curated record.
CUCACUGUAAACUUCCUUAACAAUCACUCUUCCUCUUUAAUGUGUGUAUGUGUAUUGUAUAUAUCUCCCCAUUGCUUUCCUCCACUAAGAGUUUCCUUUUCACAAAUUAGAUCAGAGCAGAGCACCAAUGGCGGCCAAACGCUUCUUCCAUGACGACGACGACGACGAUCAAUCCAACCAUAAACGACCGAAAACCAGAUUCGCUUCUGUGAUCAGAGAAGUGGUUAUGGUGAAUUUCUUCGAGAAUUUCUGCUCCGCCUUGGAACCUAUGCUUCGGAGAGUGGUUAGUGAAGAGGUGGAAAAUGAGCUGAGGCGGCGGAGAACCGCCACCGGUAACUGUCCGAUUUCGAGGAUGCUACCAGACUCUGCGGCGGAGCUCUGCUCCACCACGACGGCGAUGGCGACGGCGAGUCUGCGGUUGGCGUUCACGCAACGCCUCUCGCUCCCGAUCUUCACGGGGACGAAGAUCGUCGGCGCCGACGGGAACUCUCUGCAGAUGGUCCUUGUGGACGCGCAAGCCAAUAAGAUUCCCCAUGCCGUCAAGGUGGAGAUCGUGGUGCUCGACGGCGACUUCCCCAAGGACGACGCGCCGUGGACGGACGCCGACUUCGAUAAAAGCAUCGUCAAGGAGCGGACCGGCAAGCGCCCGCUCCUCGCCGGCGACCUCUGCAUCACCAUGAGAGACGGCGUCGCCUCCGUCGCCGGCGACAUCGAAUUCACAGACAAUUCGAGCUGGAUCCGCAGCCGCAAGUUCAGGAUCGGCGCCCGAGCGCUACCUUCCACCUCCACUAGUACAGAGGGUGGUGCUGGUGGUGGUGUGAUCAUACAUUCCGCCAUCACUGAACCUUUCGUCGUCAAAGACCACCGCGGCGAGCUGUACAAGAAGCACCAUCCGCCGGCGCUGGAGGACCAAGUAUGGCGGCUGGAGAAGAUCGGGAAAGGCGGCGCGUUCCACCAGAAGCUCGCGGCGGAGGGGAUAUCAACAGUCCAGGACUUCCUCAAGCUCUUCCAUGUCAACCCCAAUAAACUCAGGAAGAUUCUGGGCGGCGGGAUGUCGGAGAAGAUGUGGGAAGCAACACUGAAGCACGCCAAGGAGUGCGUGGUGGGGAACAAACUGUACAAACUGCACGCCGGCGACUGCACGCUCACCUUCAGUCCCGUCUGCCAGCUCAUCGGAUUCGAGUCCAACGGUCAAGUGCUUCACCACCACACCCAUUUCAGAACCACCAUGCAAACGGCAUAUAUAGAAAGCUUGGUGAAAGAUGCGUAUGCAAAAUGGGAUAGACUGGAGAUAGUAGAAGGACCGCUGCACCAAACCCAGCCACUACUGCUAACCCAAGGUGAAGUGACGGUGGAACAAUAUUCGAAGGAGGAAUAUUUGAAGGAAAGUGAAGCAAAUUACUCAGAUGAAUCAAUCAUCUAUGGGGAUUGGAAUAUUCCACAUUAAUUAAUUAAUUAAUUAAUUAAUUCCCGUUCUCAAUCACCACGCGAGUGUGUAUAUAUAUAUAUAUAUAUAUAUAUUAUUUGAUUUAGUUGUCUGUUCUGGUUUCAUCAUUUACAUUGUUUGUUUCUUUCUGUAUGUAUUGUGUAGAAGUAGAAGUAAAAAGAAAAUAAAAUUAGUUGUACAU